Molecule: messenger RNA, 2567 nt
Organism: Polypterus senegalus (gray bichir)
Lineage: Eukaryota; Metazoa; Chordata; Cladistia; Polypteriformes; Polypteridae
Gene: dnai1.2
Product: dynein, axonemal, intermediate chain 1, paralog 2
Exons: 22
Coding region: 285-2369 (694 amino acids)
Biological process (GO): cilium movement; outer dynein arm assembly
Cellular component (GO): outer dynein arm
Molecular function (GO): dynein heavy chain binding; dynein light chain binding
Source: RefSeq, a predicted model, not a curated record
CAGGUUAUAAACUAUAAAAUAUAUAAAAUAAUGAUUGUAAUAAAAAUCAUACACCCUUCGCCCUAUUAUUGAAAAUGGAGGAGUGGAUUGAUAAUUUGUAAAAUUCUCACUUCUUUACGGAUUCUACACGGGUAAUAGCAAGUGAUUGUUGUGAAGCCUUAAACAAUCGAUCUGUAACUGAGGAGUGGAAACCUGAGAAAAAUUCAACAACCUAAACGUCGAAUCUGUGUUGGGAUUAGUUCUUCCUAUCAGGUUUGAAUUUGGUAGUUUGUACCAUAUGCAGAAUGCCACAGAAAGCGACUAGCCAAAAAAACAAGCAGGUUUCACCGAAGGUUGCUUCCCAAUCUAUUAAAACGGCACCACCCAAGGCAGUCAAACCUGCUGUCAAGAAAAAGGACGAUGAAAAUGCUACAGACAUGGGAGAUGUUGCUGAUGAGUGGAUGCAGGGAAAAACUCUUCUAAAACCACCUGAUCAGUUACAAUUGUCUGAAGCGGAACUGAAGGAAGAGCUCACCAGAGUUCUCACAGCAAACAACCCACAUGCUCCACAGAACAUUGUCCGUUACAGCUUCAAGGAACGAUGUUACAAGCCUAUCAGCAAUGUUGAUCAGCUAGCCAUUCACUUUUCUCUGGAUGGUAACAUGUUGCACAAAGACUCUGAUGAGGCCAGACGUCAGAAGGCAAGAAUGAGUAUUGCUGAAGAAUAUGUUGCUGACUCAAUUGCUGUAGAUGGAAGUGAAGAUGGAAGAAAAGAAAAUCUAGGUCCAGACGAAGAGAAAGGAGAGAGUGAGGAUAAAGGUACCAGAGGCAAGAAAGAACAAAAACUAACUAAUCAGUUCAACUUUAGUGAGAGAGCCUCUCAGACACAUAACAACCCUCUAAGGGAGAAAGCAUCACAGACUGAACCUCCACCUCGAGCUAACUUCUCUGCCAUCGCUAACCAGUGGGAAAUUUACGACUACUACAUUGUUGAACUACAAAAACAGGAGCGAACUAAAGAGAAGCAAAAAGCGCCACCUGUUAAGAAAGAGGAUGAAAAGAGUAAAAAAAAACAAAGCACCACUGAAUCCCAGAGUGAUGAUAUAACCAAGGUGUCUUCAAAAGUUGUACAAAUACUAGAGCGAAUGGUAAACCAAAAUAGAUUUGAUGAUAUUGCUCAAGAUUUCAAAUAUUUUGAAGACGCUUCUGAUGAGUUUAGGGAACAGGAAGGCACACUUCUUCCCUUGUGGAAAUUCCAAUAUGAAAAGGCCAAAAAACUUGCAGUGACUGCCCUCUGUUGGAGUCAAGUGUACAAGGACCUUUUUGCUGUGGGUCAUGGUUCAUAUGAUUUCACCAAACAGGGCCAUGGGAUGCUUCUGUUCUAUAGCUUGAAAAAUUCUACCUACCCAGAGUUCAUCUUCAAGACAGACAGUGGCAUAAUGUGUCUGGAUAUCCAUGUAGGGCACCCUCAUCUUGUGGCCGUAGGCUUUUAUGAUGGAUCUGUGGCUGUAUACAAUAUGAAGGAGAUGGGCACUCAACCUAUACACAAGAGCACAGCCAUGACUGGAAAACAUACGGAUCCUGUGUGGCAAGUGAAAUGGCAAAAGGAUGACAUGGAUAAUCAUCCCAACUUCUUUUCUGUGUCUUCAGAUGGUAGAGUGACAUCCUGGACACUAGUGAAGAAUGAGCUAAUGUAUAUGGAUGUCAUCAAGUUGUCAGUGGAUGGUGUUGCUCUGGAAGGACAGGGGGAUGACCAGCUGCCAACUAUGGCUUGCGGGACUUCUUUUGAUUUCCAUAAGCAAAUAGAUUAUUUGUACAUCGUUGGCACAGCAGAAGGCAAAAUACACAAGUGUUCUAAAGCCUACUCUAGCCAAUUUUUGGAGACCUACAAUGCCCAUAACAUGGCUGUGGAUGCCGUGCGCUGGAACCAUUUCCAUCCAAAAGUAUUCAUUUCCUGCAGUGCAGACUGGACAGUGAAGAUAUGGGAUCAAACAAUAAAUACGCCAAUGUUCACCUUUGACUUGAAUGCUCCAGUAGGUGAUGUAGCCUGGGCUCCAUAUUCUUCCACAGUUUUUGCAGCUGUUACUACAGAUGGAAAGGUGCAUGUUUUUGACUUAAAUGUGAACAAGUACAAAGCUAUUUGUGAGCAACUUGUUGUGGCAAAGAAGAAAAACAAACUGACCCAUGUUGAGUUCAACCCUGUGCAUCCUAUCAUUAUUGUUGGAGAUGACCGAGGUUACGUGACAUGUCUGAAAGUGUCUCCCAAUCUACGCAAGAUGCCAAAGGAAAAAAAAGGACAAGAUGUUCCAAAAGGACCAGAAGUUGAAGUGGCAAAAAUGGAAAAGAUUCUGAGCCUUUUGAGAGAGCCGACCUCAGCUGUCAAGAAGUAAAAUGAAGGAGGAGCAGAUGCUGAUUCAUCCAUCCUACAAACCAGCUAGACUCACUGAAAUAAGCGUACUCUUAAAAUGGGCCACCAUACUUAGAUUGUAUUAGUAAAGAAGAAUGAACACCAUUUGUUCAGUACUAUUUGAUAUAAAUGAUUUUUUUAAUGUAAGAGUUUAUACAAAUGUUGCUUAAGUAUUUUCUAU